AUGGACCAGCCAGCCGAAGAGCUUCUUCGCCAUAUCACUUUACGCAAUGGUCACAUCACACUCUUACCGCAGGCAGUGACCAAGUUGGAUCUUUCACCCAUAAGCUUGCCGCAACCAACGCCCGUCAAACAACACUUACAGGCCUGGAUCAACGAAUGUAAACAAAUCCAAGAGGCAAUUGAUCUGCGACACCGAAAAACCGCGGAAUUUGAUACCUGGUACGCAGAAAACUGUUUAUCCAAACGACCACCUGGAAUGACUACCAACGGAGUUCUGUCACCAGCACGGCGUAAGGAAUAA
Molecule: messenger RNA, 300 nt
Organism: Lachancea sp. 'fantastica'
Lineage: Eukaryota; Fungi; Ascomycota; Saccharomycetes; Saccharomycetales; Saccharomycetaceae
Source: the annotation of a GenBank genome assembly